Molecule: messenger RNA, 1619 nt
Organism: Andrographis paniculata
Lineage: Eukaryota; Viridiplantae; Streptophyta; Magnoliopsida; Lamiales; Acanthaceae
Product: zinc finger BED domain-containing protein RICESLEEPER 1-like
Exons: 3
Coding region: 1-1401 (466 amino acids)
Molecular function (GO): DNA binding; protein dimerization activity
Source: RefSeq, a predicted model, not a curated record
AUGGUAAUCACUGGUCAUUUUAUAGAUUCUGGGUGGAAGCUUCAGAAAAGAAUUUUAAGCUUUGUCAAGGUGCCUGCUCCAAGGCGAGGAAUUGAUGUAGCCAAUGCCAUUUUCAAAUGUUUGAAGGCUUGGGGGAUCGAAGAUAAAGUGUUCUCAGUAUCAGUUGACAAUGCUUCAUAUAAUGACUCGUGCUUGAGGUAUCUAAAAGACUACAUAUCACGCAGCACCAAGCUUGUCCUCGAUGGAGCUCUAUUUCAUGUUAGAUGUUGUGCACACAUAUUGAAUCUUUUGGUGCAAGAUGGGCUUAGUCGAAUCAAAGAUAUCAUCCAUAAUGUUCGUGAAAGUGUGAAGUAUGUAAACUUCAAUGAUUCAAGAUUGAAGAGUUUUGGUGAAGUAGUUGAACAAAAGCAUCUAAAAGAAAGGAAGUUGAUAAUUGAUUGUCCAACAAGGUGGAAUUCUACAUAUCACAUGUUAGCCGCUGCUUUAAAAUUCAAGAUUGUCUUCUCAGAAUACCAAGAAAGAGAACCUCAUUAUACAUUUGCACCUUCAAAUGAAGAUUGGGAGAAAGUCGAGAAAGUUUGUAAACUUUUAGAGGUUUUCAACUUAGCUACCAAUUUAAUAUCUGGAAGUGAAUAUCCUACUGCCAACUUGUAUCUUUCAGAGGUCUGGAAAGUGAAGCAAGUAAUUGAUGAUGCGACAAAGGAUGAUGAUCUUUUUAUGAUACAAAUGGCAACGCAAAUGAAAGAAAAGUUUGAUAAAUAUUGGGGUGAGUGCAAUCUAUUGAUGGCUGUUGCAAAUGUAUUGGAUCCGAGAGUUAAAUUUCAUGGUGUUGAAAUAUGUUUUCCAAUGAUAUACAAGUCUGAAGAAGUUGCUGCCGAGUAUGUGAACAAAGUGCGUGCUUCACUGCAACAACUAUAUAAUGAUUAUGUGGCCUUAAGUGUUGAAGAAUCAUCCUCAAGUCAGUGCAAUAUGGCUAACAUCUCCUCUGCCACCACCCAAUCUGAAUCUGCGAUAGUUACUGGGUUUGAUCAAAUUAUGAGUCUUGUAAAAGCAAAAGAAGCAAUUCCUGUAUCAAAAUCUGAAUUGGAUGCCUAUCUCGAGGACAGUGUUUAUAUUCCUGAUGGAAAUAUGUCUUCAUUUUGUGCCUUGGAGUGGUGGAGGAACAACAGCAUGAAAUAUAAAGUUUUAUCGAAGAUGGCUGCUGAUGUACUUGCGAUUCCAAUAUCAACGGUAGCUUCAGAGUCUACAUUUAGUGCUGGAGGUAGAAUUAUAGAUGAAUAUCGUUCAAGAUUGAAUGAAGAAUCUAUUGAGACACUAAUUUGUGGAGGAGAUUGGCUUCGACAUAAAUACAACUUGAAAAAAAAGAAGGUGAAUGAGUCUUUGAAGGAGAUAAGCUUAUAGAUUAAAGAAGUUCUUUAAUACUUUGGUUGCGAUUUAAUGGUUUCAGAAACUUUGGGGGAAUUUGCAAUUCUUGUGGCUUGUGGCCUGUGGGUGACGUGAACUUGAAAAACUAUGUUAUUAAUUUCUAAAUAUUUUUGUCGAAUUUUUUAAUAUUGCUUCUGAGUUAGCGUUGCUUAUUUCUUUGUUAGAACAAUCAGCUUAAUGACAAUAGAUUGAUG